This is a messenger RNA of Mucor velutinosus, 705 nucleotides long. RefSeq lists its product as uncharacterized. NCBI's taxonomy places the organism in Eukaryota, Fungi, Mucoromycota, Mucoromycetes, Mucorales, Mucoraceae. The coding region runs from base 1 to 705 and encodes 234 amino acids. The transcript has 2 exons. The record is from RefSeq and is a predicted model, not a curated record.
AUGCGUUUCUCUCUCACUACUGCCCUUGUUGGUGCCGCUGCCUUGAUCUCUUCUGUCUCUGCUGACUUUUACAACCGUCUUAACGUUGAUGAUGCUGCCUUUUUGUUUGUUGAUCAUCAAACUGGUCUCUUGAACUUGGUCGGUGACUACAAUCCCGAUACCUACUUGAACAACGUUAUGGGUCUUGCCGAAUCUGCAAAGUACUUCAAGUCUCCUGUCGUCCUCACCACCUCUCGUGAAGACGGCCCUAACGGUGUCUUGCUCCCUGAGCUCAAGGCUUUGUUCCCUAACUCUAGCUAUGUUGCCAGACCUGGUCAAAUCAACGCUUGGGAUUCUGAGGAAUUCCGUGCUGCUGUCAAGAAGACUGGCAAGAAGCAAUUGAUUAUCUCAGGUAUUGUUACUGAUGUGUGUGUUACCUUCGUUGCUCUCUCUGCAAAGAAGGCUGGUUAUGAAGUCUUUGUUGUUACCGAUGCCUCCGGUACCUUCACUGAAGCUGUGCGUGAUGCUUCUUGGUUGAGAAUGCAACAAGGUGGUAUUCAACUCAUGAACUGGUUCGGUGUUGCUUGUGAAUUGGGUCGUGAUUGGCGCAAGGAUAUUGAGGGUAUGGCUGCUUUGUUCGCUAAGCGUUUGCCUUCUUACGCUCACAUCAUGGAUUCUUUCGCCGGUGCUCAAGCUGCUGCUUUAGCUGCUGCCAAGAAGAACUAG